AAUGAUUUACGAUUUAAUACUUCGAAACAGCCUGUAUGUAGACACUCGGUAAUUAAAGGGUAAUAUGUCAUGCACAGAACAGUAAUCCUAAAAGACGUGGCAUAGUCGCGCAACCCCCUCUGCCACGCAUACGGUAUGUUUACUCGAAUUUCGAAACACGCCUACAAUUGCUUACUUCAGUCUGUGGACCGAGCUCGGUCUAGAAACAUCGGUAGCUCGAAGUUUUUGCCAUGAAAAAUGCAUUACUGAUGUGUGAAAUUGUGUGGCAAGAACACUAAAAACUCUGGUGUACAAAAAAAUGGCAUUUCUUUUCACAGACCGCUACCUCAUCGCCUGCCACACCACCGACUUCACAUGCUUCAAACGCCAAUACACGGCGCUCAGAGACAACGUCAUUUUAGGUAAUGUUAAACUGGCCAUUGAUAACUUCGAGCCAUUCUCCGUACAGUACGGUUCCGAUUGCGUCAGGAUGGAAGGGUGGACUGGAAGCGAACUUAUUGGGAUUGGAAUGGACAGCAGCAGAAAGGAGCUAAUCUUGGCUUUGGGACUGCCCGUGUAUUUGAAACAAGUGAAGAACGUUACGAACUGCGCGAAGCCCGAGCAAGAAUUUACAAACAUCGCAGAGUACGCAUACAACGGAACUCUGAUGGAGUUUAUUGGCAAUGCAACGGUAUCGGUAACGUUCCCCUUCACUCUACUAAAGAAGAAAGGUGACGUGUACCUCAAGUUGGAGGAAGAGGAAGUUGACGCCCUCGUGGACAUCCCUGUGUAUGUCUCUGAGGGAGGGUUUGAAGGUGCUGAGGCCGCAGAAUUGAACCAGGCCUCCGACUGGGCGUUUAACAUCGUGCAGCAUAUCGAGGCCGCAAGGGACUUUGCUGUACCCUUCACCGGCAGGCUCCGCACCGCCUUGCAGAGGAUACCUCUUAAAAAACUGAUGCUGCUGUACCCAGAAGAAGACUAUUCAGAUCUGCAGUUCGCUUUCAUAGACCCAAUAAUUCUUCUUUAAAAAAAGUCUUAAGUAAAAAAAAUGAAAAAUAAAUAAUAUAAAAAACUAAAAAAUCAAUUCAACAAAAGCUGAAGACAAACACCCUAACAUCUUGAGAAAGAUUUUUGAGAGCAAAUUAUUCCAAUUAUUCUGAUGAAAUUAUGAUUUUAUUCGUACAAGUUAUGAUGGAUGUGCUAUAUUUAAAUAAAAUGCUAAUAAAGUUUUCAAGGAUAAAUUUUUUUCAUACGACACGAGCGAUACGAUAACGAAGAUGAAAUUUAUCACAUUAGCCUCGUCAUCAUACCCCGGUAACAAAAACGACAAUGACUAAUAUACUUAUUGAUAAUUUAGGGUUUUUAUGUAUCAUUGUGGUUAUACCGAAACCUGACAAAAGAAACAAAUUAGAUCGGCAAAUAUCAGUUCAGAAGAAGACAUUGAAAUAACUUCAGGGUCCUCAGUACACGACGCGUAAGCGUAAGAGACGCGUAAGCAUAUCGUAAUACGCGCGUAGAACGCGAGCGCUACGAGCAUGAACAACUUCAAAUAAGUCCGCUCUCGAAGCGUCGUCGUAGCAUAGCGUAUGAGAUUUCUGUCGUCAUUACCACAGGCGUAGCGUAAUAUAGGCGUAAAAAAUAAAACUUCUGACAUAAUCAAAAAAUGAAAAAAUCUUUUUUAUCUGACGAAAAAGUAAGAUCGUUGGUAUCGACGUAUAUCCAUCGAAGACAACUGACGCCAGUGACGCCAUGAUUUCAACUAACGAGAUUUCACUUAUAAAAUGAUUACGCUUACGCGACGCUUGGUGCCGACAACUCUACGCGUCUCGUUUUCAUAACGUUUUUACGAUACGCUUACGCCCCAUGUGCUGAGGGGCUUACGAUAAAACUUCACGCUGUAGGUAUUUGUACUUAUUGGUGUUUGGCAAAUGUGGGUAGAAUCAUACUCGCAUACAAUAAACCAGCAGUCUCAGCUCGA
Molecule: messenger RNA, 1957 nt
Organism: Cydia pomonella (codling moth)
Lineage: Eukaryota; Metazoa; Arthropoda; Insecta; Lepidoptera; Tortricidae
Exons: 7
Coding region: 299-1006 (235 amino acids)
Source: RefSeq, a predicted model, not a curated record